GAUUUGCCCAUCAUUCCAUAACGGUGCCUCUGAAUCAUCAACAAUGAUCUGCCAAAUUUUUUGAUUUUCAAUUUCGUUUAUGCAAAAAAUUCAAUCACCAUUGGAGUUCGUAGAAGAUAAUGGAAGACGGGAACAAAUUUGAUCGGAAGAAGACAAUGACGAUGAACUGGGAAGGAUUAGGAGAUUUUGAAGACGAAGAUGAUGAUAGAUUCUUCGAAACUCAUGAUCGUCUCUCUUCUGCUUUAGCUUUUGACAUGUCUGCUGGUUCUUCUUCAGAUGAAGAUGAAGAUUUUGACGAUUGUCGUCUCUCGUUUUCCUCUGCCGUUUCUUCGUUAACCACCGCGUCAAGGAAAUUUCGUACGCCGGCGAUGUCUCCUGAUUACGAUAUUUGGAUGGCUGCUCCGGGAUCGAUAUCUGAGCGUCGUCGUCGUCUUCUCCAUGGGAUGGGGCUUGUUAGUAAUAAAGAUAUGGUUAGUGCUGUUUCGAUUCGUCGUGUUGUUUCUAACGCGGCUAUUGUUAGUAAUGGAGAAGAUAAGAAGAUGAAGAAGAAGAUGAAUGGUGAAGUUGAUGAUGAAUCGGAGAUUCAUCAAGAUCAUGAUCAUGACCAUGUUCCGGUUAUGCUUGCUAGGUCGAGAUCGGAAUCAGAUAUUGAGAGGUUCUUGAUUGAGAAACGAAGAAAGGAAGAUAUUUUAGGGAAGAUCUCGAAGCAGCGUCUUACGAGAACGUAUUCGACGAUUGGAGCUACAAGGACAAGGAUUUGUCAGUACCAAACUCCGAUCAGACAAUCCCCUGCAGUUUGUCGAAAUGGAAAAGCUUUGCGCGGUGGUCUGGGUGGUUCAGAGGCUCUGACAUCGGUUAUGUCGAAUGCGAGGCUUGGUGCGUUUUUCUUGAUUAAGAACCUUGAUACAGGGAAAGAGUUUAUAGUGAAUGAGUAUGACGAAGAUGGAAUGUGGAAUAGGCUUAGUGAUUUACAAACAGGGAAGCAAUUAACUUUGGAGGAGUUUGAGAAAUGUGUUGGUUAUUCACCUGUGGUUAAAGAGCUUAUGCGUAGAGAGAAUGUGAAUAGGAUUAACUACGAACCGUUAAUGGAUCUUCGGAAGUUUAAUUCGUAUCUUUCGAAAAGCGUGAGGUUGAGUAAGAGAAGAGGAGCUGCAUUGUUGAAGAACAUUAAAGGUGUAGCUCAUUCCAUGAGUUUACGGGUUGCGGAUAAAGAUGUAAGCGAUGGAAGCACCGAUAGUCCGAAAAAGGGGAAAGAUCAUAAGCAUGGUAAAGCUAAUGAGUGGGUGAAAGUUAGACCAACAGGGAAAUCUUACAAGGAAUUAAGUGCUUUGCAUAUGUGUCAAGAGAUUCAAGCUCAUGAGGGUGCGGUUUGGACUAUUAAGUUUAGUCAAGAUGCUCAUUAUCUAGCGAGCGGAGGAGCGGAUAGAGUCAUUCAUGUAUGGGAGGUUCAAGAAUGUGAACUAAUGUCUAUGAAUGAAGGGAGUCUCACUCCUAUUCAUCCUUCACUUUGUGACUCUGCUGGAAAUGAGAUAACUUUGGUAGAGAAGAAAAGGAAAGGAAAAGGCUCAUCGGGAAGACGAAACAAUCACAUUCCCGAUUACGUCCAUGUUCCUGAAACCGUCUUCUCUUUUUCUGAUAAGCCCGUUUGCUCUUUGAAAGGUCAUUUGGAUGCUAUUUUGGAUCUGUCAUGGUCCAAAUCUCAGCUUCUUCUUUCAUCUUCCAUGGACAAAACAGUCAGGUUAUGGGAUAUAGAAACCAAAACAUGUCUUAAACUGUUUGCCCAUAAUGACUACGUGACAUGUAUUCAAUUCAGUCCAGUGGAUGAAAAUUAUUUCUUAAGUGGUUCACUUGACGCUAAGAUAAGGAUAUGGAGCAUACAAGAUCGACAUGUUGUGGAAUGGAGUGAUCUUCAUGAAAUGGUUACUGCUGCUUGCUACACUCCAGACGGUCAGGGUGCACUUAUCGGGUCACAUAAAGGAAUUUGUCGUGCUUACGAUACAGAAGAUUGUAAGCUGAGCCAAACUAAUCAGAUUGAUGUUCAGAGCAAUAAGAAAUCACAAGCGAAAAGGAAGAUCACUAGUUUUCAGUUUUCCCCGGUGAAUCCAUCCGAAGUUCUUGUCACAUCCGCUGAUUCACGGAUUCGAAUACUAGACGGUUCCGAAGUUAUUCACAAAUUCAAAGGUUUUAGAAACACGUGUAGCCAACUCUCUGCUUCGUAUAGCCAAGAUGGGAAAUACAUAAUUUGUGCAAGUGAAGACUCUCAAGUUUACUUGUGGAAGAAUGACUUUCACCGAACAAGAUCAACACUCACGACACAAUCUCACGAACACUUUCAUUGCAAAGAUGUCUCAGCUGCUGUUCCUUGGCAUGGUCAUGUUAGAGGUGAGCCACCACCAGUUCAGAUUCACUCUAAACGCCACUCAAAGCGCAUAUCCACUUCGAGCCAGCCUUCAUCCACCAUAGGCUCACCAACAAGAGAAGAAACCUCGGCGACUGGACCAACUACAUCUAACCGCAAUAAAAAAUCAGGAUUACCUCCUAUGCCUAAGAAAGCCGCUACGAAGAGUCAGAUUCAACCAGAGGAAGAAGCAGGACCGGAGCUGGGAAGCAGUGAGUCGUUUCGGUUGAGUAUGAACGGUUCAGAGCAGCAUUCAUCGAGGUUUGGGGAAUCUCCAUCGAUAAACACAUCGUCAAGGUUAUCUUCUUGGUCAUGGUUCGACAGUGGAGGUCAUGGUCCGCAAACUAUACAGCCAACGGCUUGGGGGAUGGUGAUUGUGACAGCUACAGUUCAUGGUGAAAUCCGAUCUUAUCAAAAUUUUGGUUUACCGAGAAGAAUUGGUCGCCAAACUACUCUGUUUUGAUUUAAAAAAAGGAAGGAACCGGUGUUUUAUUUUUCUUGAUUUGUAUCUUCGUUGCUUGUAGAGUACGUAAAGAAACCAUCUUAUACAGAAACAACCGUCUUAUAGUGUUGAGGAACCUCUCUCGACGUUCAAAAUAUUGAGUUGUAUUGUAUCAACACAAAGAAAAUUUUGUGUAGUUC
Messenger RNA from Arabidopsis arenosa, 3040 nucleotides. The record is from the annotation of a GenBank genome assembly. NCBI's taxonomy places the organism in Eukaryota, Viridiplantae, Streptophyta, Magnoliopsida, Brassicales, Brassicaceae.